Diceros bicornis minor is the source of this 2530-nucleotide messenger RNA. RefSeq names its product X-ray repair cross complementing 4 (gene XRCC4). Bases 994 to 2037 code for a protein of 347 amino acids. The transcript has 10 exons. Gene Ontology annotation, molecular function: DNA binding. Lineage: Eukaryota; Metazoa; Chordata; Mammalia; Perissodactyla; Rhinocerotidae. Gene Ontology annotation, biological process: immunoglobulin V(D)J recombination; response to X-ray; double-strand break repair via nonhomologous end joining. Gene Ontology annotation, cellular component: nucleus; DNA-dependent protein kinase-DNA ligase 4 complex; DNA ligase IV complex. The record is from RefSeq and is a predicted model, not a curated record.
UUACCAGUUAUUUAUUAUGUAGUGAUAACAGAGUUGCCUAGUGUUUUCAAAAUGUCAUGUGUUUUAGAUUUGAUGAGAGUGUAACUAUAGUAAGCUGAAAAUGUAAAACUUCCUGUUUGGUGUUGAAUAUUAUGAGUUUGAUAUCGGGUUUCCCAAAGUGUGGUACUCACACCACUGAGGGAAAUAUGCGUUGCUUACUUAACAACUGUUUUGCAGGUACCAUGAGAUAAAUGAGGUUAAGAGGAUGCCACACAACCAGUGAAUGACAGUGAAGAUUCAUCCUGAAGUCUGUCUGAUUCCAAAGCCUGACACAAGGCAGCUUAAGCAAAAAGGAAUUUCUUGGCUUCGUGCUUAAAACAUCCAUGGUUAGAUCUAGAUUCUGGUGCUGCUGGAAUCAGAUCUGAGCUGCUGCCCACCCCUCAGUUCCACUUUCUGCUGCGUUGGUUUUGUUCUUAACAGCUCCAGGCUCACAGUGUCAUAAUACCAAAUCCAGUAGAGAAGAAUCUGUAUCCUUUAUGAUGCAAGUAAAAUUCUUGGAAUUGAAUUUUUGGUCUUAGUUGUCCUAACUUGAAUCAUGUGCUUAUCUCUGAAUCAGUCACUGGAGAUUAGAAUGUAAUGUUGGCCUAGUCCAGGUCUGUGUUCUACUCCUGGAAUGUGGGGCUAAAGUCAGCUUGCUCUAAGCCUGUGGACUGAGAACAGCAGAGGUGGGGGUCGUUCCAAGAUUUGUUGCUAUAAGCAGGGGGAAUCUGUAUUGGGUGGCAAAAAUCAACAGAUUCUCUCUAAAUCUUGGGUGAAUGAACAUUUUUAACCUGAAUUGCAGUGGAAUGUGAACCAUGACACUGAUGGCAUUCUCUGACCAAUGUUUAGUGAUAGCUAACAAUGCUGAAUCCUUCAGUUGGGAACCUGUGCUUUUUAAGGAAUUGAGAAGGAAAAGUGUUGAGGAAAAGCAAUUCAAUAGCAGCGGAAGUGGGGAACAUUUAAAGGUGACCAGAAAUGGAGAGAAAAGUAAGCAGAAUCUGUCUUGCUUCUGAACCUGACAUGAUUCAUUUUCUACAAAUUGCUUGGGAGAAAACACUAGGAUCUGGUUUCGUUGUUACACUUACUGAUGGUCAGUCAGCAUGGACUGGGACAGUUUGUGAAUCAGAGAUUUCCCAAGAAGCUGAUGACAUGGCAAUGGAAAAAGAGAAAUAUGUUGAUGAACUGAGAAAAGCAUUGGUGUCAGGAGCAGGAUCAACCGACGCAUACAAGUUUAAUUUUUCUAAAGAGUCCUGUCAUUUCUCCUUUGAGAAAAACCUGAAAGAUGUUUCAUUCAGACUUGGUUCCUUCAACCUAGAGAAAGUUGUAAGCCCAGGUGAGGUCAUUAGAGAACUUAUUUGUGACUGCCUGGACACCAUCGCAGAAAGCCAAGCCAGAAAUGAGCACCUGCAGAAAGAAAAUGAAAGGCUUCUGAGAGACUGGAAUGACGUUCAAGGACGAUUUGAAAAAUGUGUGAGUGCUAAGGAAGCUGUGGAGACUGAUCUUUAUAAACGGUUUAUUCUGGUGCUGAAUGAGAAGAAAGCAAAGAUCAGAAGCUUACAUAAAUUGUUAAAUGAAGUUCAAGAACUGGAAAAGAACAUCGAGCAUGAAAGGGAAACUACAACAUGUUCUGAAGUGACUGCUGACAGAGACGCAGCCUAUGGUGAAAGUACUGAUGAGGAGAGUGAAAACUUGCCUGAUCCCUCUGGGUUAGCUCCAGCUACUUUAAGAAGAGAUGACUCCAUUAUUUCAAGUCCCGACGUCACUGAUAUUGCACCAAGUAGAAAGAGGAGGCAGCGGAUGCAAAAAAAUCUUGGGACAGAACCUAAAAUGGCUUCUCAGGAGCUUCAGCAUCAAGAAAAGGAAAAGCCAGUGAAAUGCCAUCUGGGCCUACCAAAUUCCAGACAAUGGCUUGAACCUCCAGUACCUGAGACGUUGAGAAAGGAGCACAGCUCAGCUGAAAACAUGUCCUUAGAAACUCUAAGAAACAGUAGUCCAGAAGACCUCUUUGAUAAGAUUUAACUGUCUCGAAAAAGUACUUUGAUGUGCACUAGACUAUGUUUUCUAUUCAUUUCUUUAAACUGAAAAAGCAAAAUUUCAACUCAGCAGCAGCUAUUACUGCACCUUACAAUUUAAUUACAUACACACUGAGUUGAAACCAUUGUGCAGAAUGGAUUACACGUGUGUAUGAAGAUAUGAUUUGAUGACAGUGGUACAUUAUUCUAAACUGUUCAUUCAGCAUGCCUAUAAUUACAUAAAAUCUCAGACUUUUUGUUGCAAAGGACACAUUUAUCUUAUUCAGUUCACACAUAUUAUAUGUGGUAGCUGUCUAACAUCCUAUCUAGGAAGAUUUUGGAAACAGGACAAAGAAAAUGUCUACAGUGCUUUUUUGAAUAGUUAUAUUCUGAACCAUGAUGUUUGAGCAUUUUAAUUUGUGGAAUGACGUAUAAAAUCUAUUUUUAGUUUGUACACGAACAACCUGAAAAUCUGAUGAUAAAAUUUUUGAUUCAUUGAA